AUGUCGUAUAGAGGGUCUUUGAGCAACUUGAAUGGUGCUGCGGCUCCCAGUCGUCAAGGAAACGGGUACGGCGCGUUUGCUGUCCGCAGAGAUGGAUCAUCUGGUGGAUUCAGUUUGCAGAAUGUGAUGAAAAGCGUGGAGGCAUACAGCAAGCAGAUCGAGAACUUGACGGACCAUGCUUUGGCGCAGAAACUGAGACCGUACAUUCCGGGGAUUGCCAGAUUUUUCAUUACUGCAACAUUCUAUGAGGAUUCGUUUCGUAUCGUGUCGCAGUGGUCGGAUCAGAUCUUUUAUUUGCACAAGUGGAAGCACUACCCUUACUUCUUUGUCGUGCUGUUCUUGAUCCUCGUGACUGUCUCUAUGCUAAUCGGUGCGACUUUGCUUGUGUUGCGCAAGCAAACGGUGUAUGCCACCGGGAUUUUGUGCGGAUGCAUUAUACUUCAGGCGUUGAUCUACGGUUUGUUCACUGGCUCUUCAUUUGUUCUGAGAAACAUCAGUGUCAUUGGUGGGCUGUUGAUCGCAUUCAGUGAUUCCAUUGUUCAAAACAAAACUACCUUCGGUAUGCUGCCGGAACUAAACCCAAAGGAUGGCAGGACUAAGGGCUAUCUUUUGUUUGCCGGAAGGUUGCUCAUUGUUCUCAUGUUUAUCGCAUUCACAUUCAGCAAAUCAUGGCUCACAGUCUUCCUGACCAUCGUGUUUACCAUCUGCUUCGCUAUCGGGUACAAGACCAAGCUUGCAUCAAUAAUGCUGGGUCUCAUUCUGACUUUCUACAAUGUCACCCUCAACAACUACUGGUUCUACGACCAGACUAAGAGGGAUUUCCUCAAGUACGAAUUCUACCAGAACCUAAGCAUCAUUGGAGGUCUACUGCUGGUCACCAACACUGGUGCUGGAGAAUUAUCGGUAGAUGAGAAGAAGAAGAUUUACUGA
Molecule: messenger RNA, 930 nt
Organism: Torulaspora globosa
Lineage: Eukaryota; Fungi; Ascomycota; Saccharomycetes; Saccharomycetales; Saccharomycetaceae
Gene: ERV29
Product: protein ERV29
Exons: 1
Coding region: 1-930 (309 amino acids)
Biological process (GO): Golgi organization
Cellular component (GO): endoplasmic reticulum; membrane; endoplasmic reticulum-Golgi intermediate compartment
Source: RefSeq, a predicted model, not a curated record